Messenger RNA from Dovyalis caffra, 720 nucleotides. The record is from the annotation of a GenBank genome assembly. NCBI's taxonomy places the organism in Eukaryota, Viridiplantae, Streptophyta, Magnoliopsida, Malpighiales, Salicaceae.
AUGUGUACUAGAGGCCAUUGGAGGCCUGCUGAAGAUGAGAAGCUUAAGGAGUUGGUUGAAAAGUAUGGUCCUCAUAAUUGGAACGCGAUUGCCGAAAAGCUUCAAGGAAGAUCAGGGAAGAGUUGUAGGUUGAGAUGGUUUAAUCAGUUGGAUCCGAGAAUCAAUAGAAGCCCUUUUACAGAAGAGGAAGAAGAAAGACUUCUUGCUUCCCACCGGAUUCAUGGGAAUAGAUGGGCAGUCAUUGCAAGGCUUUUCCCUGGUCGCACCGAUAAUGCAGUGAAGAAUCAUUGGCAUGUCAUCAUGGCAAGAAGAUACAGAGAAAGGUCUAGGCUUCAUGCAAAAAGAGCUGCUCAAACUUUGAUAAAUGAGCAAAAACCCUCUUCGAGACAAGACAUGCACAUGAAUUGUGAGACGAGGAACUUCUCUUCAUUUGUCAAGAAAUAUUGUGAAAAAUAUGGCCAAUAUCCUUUGGUCACUCACAGCUACUUACCGGCCUUUUGCAAAGAGUUCUACAGUGAAGAUCCAAAUCAUUGUGAAGAUCAAAAUCGGCCGAUUGAGUUUUAUGAUUUUCUCCAAGUAAACACUGACUCCAAUAAAAGUGAAGUAAUAGACAAUGCAAGAAGAGACGAUGAGGAGGUAGAUCAACAGGAAGCCAUGGAACAUCAGAGCAUGGGUGGUAUUCCGUUCAUUGAUUUUCUCUCUGCUGGAAAAUCUUCGUAA